This is a messenger RNA of Gordionus sp. m RMFG-2023, 3613 nucleotides long. RefSeq lists its product as uncharacterized. Gene Ontology annotation, cellular component: NSL complex. The coding region runs from base 454 to 3372 and encodes 972 amino acids. NCBI's taxonomy places the organism in Eukaryota, Metazoa, Nematomorpha, Gordioida, Chordodea, Parachordodidae. Gene Ontology annotation, molecular function: histone acetyltransferase binding. The transcript has 8 exons. The record is from RefSeq and is a predicted model, not a curated record.
UUUCAAAAAUUUAAAUAUUCAACGGAAUCGUUAAUAAAGAUUAAAUAUCGGAAAAAUUCAGCAUGGAAUUUAUAAAAAAAAUUUAAAAUUAAAAAGAAAUGAAAUCAGAGAACCACGUUUUUAUAACAAUUUUAAAAUAGCGAUAAUCUUAUUUUUUUGCUAUAAAAAAAGAUCACCAUUUUUUAUUGAUUUGAAAGAAAUAUCGGUUUGUGAAUACAAAUAAUUAUUUAAUUUACCUUCUUUAAAAAAUACUAAAUUGUAUAUAAGUGAAAAGUUGAUAAAUAUCGUAAAAACAAAAUUAAAUAUUGGUAUAUUUAAAAGCAAACAAACCUUAUUAAUUGAUAGAUUACAAACAAUUAUUACAUCAGUCCUAAAUAUGAAUGAUUUUUCCCAUAACAAAGACAUAUCCGUAUAUUCGAUAUCCCAUGGCUGUAAAUAGAAGGGACAAAGCUGAUGAACCUUUCUAAAAUAUCAUAUUUCGGUAAUAAUCGCUUGAAUGGUCAUAAUAAAAAUUUUAACAAUCGCCAUCAUAGUUCAAUCGAUGAUAUCAAAAAAUUUUGGUCUCAAACCCUAAACAAACGAACAUCCUUCAGGAAAAAUAAUAUAUAUUCUUCAUUUUCAUUACCCUACGCUAAAACGAAGAUUAUUAAGAAUUUGAUCAAUAAAUCCUAUCCUCUUUCUCCCCCAUCCUCCGAUCACUCCCCAUUCACGUAUCAAGAUAGCAAUAGUAGCGAUCUGGAAGGGGUUGGAGGCUGUUCAGACGACGACUCGCUUUGCCUAUUAACUAAGCAUCCUAAAUAUACCGAUAACCCUCGAUCCUUGAAACGAAUUCGAUUCAUGGGUAAAACAGAGAAGAAGUCAACCAGUAUGUCUCCACAUCAGAUUAUUUCCAACGACUCUAUGAAACCAAUCAAAAUACUCGAUUCCCACAUUAAUUCGAAUUUAAAUAUUAAAACUAAUGGUCUAUUAAAGAAGCCCGCGAUUCUGAACAGUCCCCCUUAUCCGGUAGAAAAUGGAAUCAUUCGCGAUUUUAAAUCCUCUGAACUAUUAAUUAAUUGUCAAGUUAAUGGGUAUCAGGAUGAAUGUUUAAAACUUCAAAUAAUUCCGGAUGAAAUUGCGUUUUCCCCUAAAAGCGAUUUAGAUCCAACAUUCUUAAACAAUCAUCAAACUACCGACGAUAUGUUACUUUUUACAGAUGUUAUGAUGAAUAACGAUCCAUCAUCUAUUUUAUUAUUUGAGGAUUCUCAAAAAAAACCCGAUACCUUAAAUAUCAUUCACCCUAAAUUAGAUUCAAAUCACAUAGAUGAAAAAUGUGUGAAACAUUUAAACCAUAUAUCAGAUAGAUCACAAAAUUAUGUACAAUCUUUAAAUUCAUCACUAAUUCAGGAAUAUCAGGACACCUUCAAAAGAAGUGAAUUAAUCGAUAAGCAACUUUUAUUAGAAAAAAGGCAUAAAAAUAUACUGAUAAGGAUUAAAAAAUUGCAAACACAUUGUGUCUUAAAACAUGCUAAAAAUGAAAUCGAUCUUUAUAAUAAGAAGAACAAAUCAAAUUUAAUUCAUAGUGAAUUGAAUUCAAGUACACAACAAAAUAAGUGCCGUGAAUUGAUAUCCCAAAUUCGAUAUUAUUGUGAUCAGGAUAGUGAUAAGACUGAUGUAAGUUCAGAUGAGGAAUCAUUUGAAGAUCUUUACUCUGUUAAUUAUCUUAAACCCUCAAACAAAACAGCCUCAUCAACAUUUCAAAAUUUAAAAUAUGAUGAAACAAUAUGGAAAUGGGAACAAACUAGAGCGGCAAUUGCCAAACAAUGGGUCUGGUUGCAACAUAAAAUUCAGACUUUAGAAACUAAAAUUAAUCAUCAAAAAGAUAUUCAUUUUCACUUUCGAGCUAUCAAGGGAAACUUUAAAUUUACAAAUCAAACCUUUAAUAAUCCUUUAUUACAUGACACAUGUGCCCGGUCUAGGCCAUUGUGUAAUCCUUAUUUACGUCGUAAAUUAUAUGCCAAUUCAUUAAUAUCAAAUGCUGAAACAAUUGGAAUGAUCCCAUCUUAUAAUUCUUUACUACCACCCCAAAUACAGAGCCAACAUACUCAUUCAAUAUUAAAAAGCUAUCCAUGGUUCAAUUCAAAUUUAUCCAAUUCACGUGUGCCUUUACCCCUUUUAUACAAUAUUGCCAUCAGAACUAAACCAUUUGUUCAAGAAAUAGAAAAAUUUAACAAGCCAUCUCCCAUAAUCCUCAGUAAGUCCUGCAAUGUCAACUCAAAAUCCACAAUAUCUACCACAAGCUCAAAUUCCCACAAGCAAGCCUCAAGUAUUCUUAGAAGGAAGAAAAUUCAUUCAUCAAAACUUGCCUAUAAAAACCAAUCUUCAUUCAACAAAUCCUUUGCCAGUGGCAACAAUAAGCAGCACAGAAUUACCCACCCCUAUUAUGAUAUUGACGACAUGGAUAUAUCAUUCAAUACUUCUAAUUUAAAUAGCCUUAUUAUCCCACAAUUCAAGAAAAUAUUAACCCCCAAGUGGAAAACUAUGCCAACUCAAGAGUUUGAAUCAACCAGCGAUCAAAACAUUCUCAAGCAAGAUUUUUUGAACGAAACGCUCGUCAAAGAAACCCACACAAAAUACCAACUCAAAGAAAAAUAUGACAGAACUCAUAUCUCUAAAAAACGUUCGUCCUCUACCACCUCUCUCAGUUCGACCACAUACAACCACAAAACUUGUAAAAUAAUUAAGACCGAAGGAUCUGAACACGAUUCUUUACCAUCUUUUGAUAUCAACGAAAAUGGAUCAUCCAAUUUUGAAUCGACCAUUCUGCCAGGAGAAAACACUGAUUCGAAGAAUAAUAUAGAUGCCUCAGAGGAUUGCAAACCUGACAACGGCAACGAUACUCCCAAUCAUAUCAUCACUAGUUUAGCGGGUAACAAUCCCCUUAUCUUCAAAAGUGGCACUACGGUCCUUAACUUCGAGCACUUUAAAAGCCAAUUUAAAUCUUUGCCCCAUAACGCCGCUAACAAUAAAAAUAAUCACCAGAACCACGUCAGUAUCCUAAAUGGGUUUAACCACUGCGCGAACAAUCCUUCUACCCCCACUCCUAAUCCUAAAGACAAAAUUGAGGAGGAAUCUUCAAAUAUUGCCAAAAAUAUUAUCCUCUGCCCGCCUCCUUCGAAUCAUACCGCCCCGGCGAUGAAUAAAUCCGAUUUGUUUAUUACGUUGGACAAAAACGACACGAUUGACAAUCUCGUGGCUAAAGAUGAUAAAGUUUCCAAUUUUGGUUUCACUCGAAGGACAUUCCCCUUAAGCGAUAAUGAGUAUCUCAAUUUACUCGAUGAAUGCCGUUUACAAUUAUCAUUGGAUGAUAAAAACGAAUUUGAUUUUUUUUAAAAAAAUACGUUUUUUAAUUUUUUCUACCUAUCCUUGUUAACCAAAUACCCUUUAAUAACUAUAUCUCUUUAUAUAAAUAACCCUAUUAAUUUUUUUUAGGUUAGAUAAUAAAUAUUUGAUUGCCAAUAAAGUACCAUUAAUAUUUUUCUUACGUUGAGUUUAGAUUUUGUAUAUUUCCUUCCUAAAAAGACAUAAUUAUAAUUAUUAUAUAUAAAAAAAAUUAAUAAAAUUAGGGACACAC